GCCACUGUGAGAGGGACACACCUUGCGCUGAUUUUGCCACGGUUUACACGGGGAUGCGUUUUGGUUCACGAAAGGGUGUCAUCAGUCCAAGAUUUGAGUCGCGCUUCAUAGCCUGCCUCGCAAUCGCAUAGGUCGCAAUUUCUGCGAUUUUUUUUUCUUUUUCUUUUUGCGCAUAGGUUAGGAGGCUGCUCCUCUCCAGUUCGAAGAUGACUGGGGUUUUUGAGAACUUAAAUACUGAUAUGCAUUCGAACCAGAUUACCUCAAGCAAUUACCACAGCUUGCACAAAUCGCAGGAGUCCCCGACUCUACCGGUGUCCACGGCGACGGACAGCAGCUAUUACAACAGCCAGCAGCCUGGGCAUUGCGCCGGGUCACCGUUUGGACAGCUGGGCACUUACCAGUACCACGGCAGCGCCACGAGCUCUGUGCCAUAUAACGCAAAGUCAUAUGACCUCGGUUUCAACUCAUCGUAUGGCACAUACGGUUCUUAUGGUUCCAACUCCUCGCCUACUCCAGCAGAUGCAGAGAAAGAAGAGAGCGAGCCAGAAAUCCGGAUGGUUAAUGGAAAACCAAAGAAGGUCAGGAAACCUCGAACCAUUUAUUCCAGCUUCCAACUGGCUGCACUUCAACGGAGGUUUCAAAAGACGCAGUAUUUGGCUCUACCAGAACGGGCCGAGCUGGCAGCGUCGCUGGGCCUUACGCAAACACAGGUCAAAAUCUGGUUCCAAAAUCGGCGUUCCAAGUUCAAGAAGCUGUGGAAAAGUGGAGAAAUCCCCCCAGAACAACAUGUUGCUUCCAGUGAAUCUCCCCCGUGCACGUCUCCACCAACAACUGCCUGGGACUUUCCACAGACUCAAAGAAUGAACAGUGUCAGCUCUAGUUUACCUCAGAGCAGCAGCCCUCCCAAUACGACUGCGCCUUCGUCCUUUUUGGCAAACUACUCCUGGUACUCAACUACGAACUCUACCACGCAUCUGCAGCCUCCUCUGGUCCAGCAUCACCACAACUCCGCCAUAAGCGCUGGGACGAUAUUCUGAAAUAAAAGAGAGCGAGAGAGAGAGAGAGAGAAACAUCGGGUUUAAAUCGGACAAUACUGGUGAAUAAAGAAAAAAAAUGCCAUUACUUUCAUUUUGCAGACCUCGUGCGUGCACCAUUCAAACUUUACACGCAGCAUCUAGGAGAUUUCAUGGAGCCAGACAGGUUUAUGGACCUUGCCAGAUUUCGUGCUUACAAAUGGUAGACUCAGAUUCCUACAGUUAUUUUUGUAUUUAUUUAUUUUGUUUAUGUGAGGGGAUGAAUGAACCACUAUUACCCAAAGCAAUCACAGCCUAGGCGCAAGCCUAUAUACUUUUACUCGGACAUCACUUUUUUCUUUUUUUUUUUAAAUUUAUUUGAUUUUUUGCCAUUCCUGCAAAAUAAAACAUGAAUCGCAGGGCAACCUGUCACAAAUGUAGCACAAGUUAACUGUAUGGUGCCUUUUUGCAAUAUGACCUCAUUUUGUUGUGCGAUAAAAAACCAGCUUACCUUUUUCCAUUCCUCACGUAGUUCAUUUGAAUAUUUCGGGGGUUAAGUGUUCAAAUCCAUGUUUGUAAAUAUUUUACAACAGAGUUUUUUUUUCUUCUUUAAAUAGCCCACGUCGCUUUGACUUUUUUAUUUUAUUUUUCUGGCUAUCCAUCCAUUAACCACCGUGAGCUACUGAUUGUCCUCCCCUCUGACUUGUAUCAACAAGGAAUUGUAUUUUUUUUUUUUUUGGUCUUAUUUAUUUUAGCAGUGUUCCAUAUAUGGUCAGACCUUAUUUAAAUAAAAUGUU
Archocentrus centrarchus (flier cichlid) is the source of this 1810-nucleotide messenger RNA. RefSeq names its product distal-less homeobox 2a (gene dlx2a). The record is from RefSeq and is a predicted model, not a curated record. Gene Ontology annotation, biological process: embryo development; negative regulation of transcription by RNA polymerase II; cell differentiation. Gene Ontology annotation, molecular function: RNA polymerase II cis-regulatory region sequence-specific DNA binding; DNA-binding transcription factor activity, RNA polymerase II-specific. Lineage: Eukaryota; Metazoa; Chordata; Actinopteri; Cichliformes; Cichlidae. The transcript is spliced from 3 exons. The coding region runs from base 207 to 1037 and encodes 276 amino acids.